UGUUUAACGUGUCUUUUCACAGCGGCGCAGGGUUUCAAGUGUGUUUUUUUUCUUUUUCUUCAAAUUUCCCCAAGGUACUUCGGCAACAGGACUCAGUGGGAUUACCGAGGAGCCUCCAAUUUAGAGGACUUACACCAACGAUUAAGCAGCAUUAUGAUCAGGCGAUUAAAGAACGAGGUUUUAACCCAGCUUCCUCCUAAAAUCAGACAGCGCAUCCCGUUCGACCUGCCGAAAGACAUAGCAAAGGAAAUGAACACCAGCUUUGAAGAAUGGGAGAAACUGAUGAGAUGUCCCGAAUCGAUCUUCAGACUCCACCAGUCCGUUCAUCCAAGUCAUGGGGCUCAUCACACGCAUGUAUAAGCAAACUGCUCUAGCUAAG
Messenger RNA from Staurois parvus, 379 nucleotides. Lineage: Eukaryota; Metazoa; Chordata; Amphibia; Anura; Ranidae. The record is from the annotation of a GenBank genome assembly.